GCGCGCGCGCGCGCUCGCGCCGCGAAUCCGCCGCUGCUGUUGCGCUGGUCUGGGUCGUCAUGGGGUCUCCGUGGGAGGACCUCACCUUGGCCUUCUCUCGCACACCCAUGUACCCCUUUUUUGACAUUGCCCACUACCUGGUGUCCGUGAUGGCGUUGAAGCGACAGCCUGGAGCAGCAGCAGAGGCAUGGAGGAAUCCUAUGUCAAGCUGGUUUUCUGCUAUGCUCCACUGUUUUGGUGGAGGAAUUUUAUCCUGUAUUCUACUUGCUGAACCUCCAGUGAGGUUUCUUUCUAACAACACUAAUAUCUUGCUAGCAUCUUCAAUCUGGUAUAUUGUAUUUUUUUGUCCACAUGACCUAGUGUCCCAAGGCUAUUCUUUCCUACCUGUUCAACUCUUGGCUGCUGGCAUGAAGGAAGUGACUAGAACUUGGAAAAUAAUCGCUGGAGUCACACAUGCGAAUAACUAUUACAAAAAUGGCUGGAUAAUCAUGAUAGCUAUUGGAUGGGCUCGAGGUGCAGGUGGUAGCAUUGUCACAAAUUUUGAGUUGCUAAUGAAAGGAGCUUGGAAACCAGAGGCUGAUGAAUGGCUGAAGAUGUCCUACCCUGCCAAGAUAACCCUAUUAGGGUCAGUUGUCUUCACAUUCCAGCAUGCCAAGUAUCUGCCAAUAGCAAGGCAUAAUCUUAUGUUCCUAUAUACCAUUUUUAUUGUGGCGACAAAGAUAACCAUGAUGAUUACAGACACUUCUGCUAUAUCUUUAGCUCCUUUGGAAGAUGUUUUGAGUCGGAUUUUCUUUGGCAUGCCUCGCUUUCUGUGUGAAAAGAAAGAUGAAAAGAAAACUGAAGAAAAAAGUCAAAGAAAACUAUCUGCCAAUGGUACUGAUUUAUCAACACAAGAUCCUAAAAAUACUUUAGGUGAUGUUAAAAAGAAAGACAAGAAGAAAGAUGAGUAAAUUUUUUGACGAGCUGUUAAAGGCAAACAAAACCCUUUUUUAUUCUUUGACCUAUCAGAUUGUGAUAAAUAUUCUUAUGUAAAUGAUGUGAAAUAAGAAUUGUAUUUAAGGACUGGAGGUGACAAAAAGAAAGAACUUUCUUUCUGUUUCAGGGAGAUCCUCCCUUGUGGUUUGUAAUUCUUGAGUGUUAUGAGGUAUCAUGUAAAAUUGUUUUUCUAAGUUAUAAAUAAGAUUCUAUUAUGAUUAUUUUUAUAGUUUUGUAUUUUUGAAAAAUAUAGAACUUUGGGAGAUGGGUUAGAGGUACUCACAGAUCAUAUUUAAGCUAUAAAUUUAUAUUUAAAAAGAUUAACUGUAGGGGCCGGCGUGUGGUGCAGGUGGUAGGGUGUUUGUCUUGCCCGUGCCAAACCUAGGACGGACUGUGGUUCUAUCCUCCGGCGUCCCACAUGGUCCCCUAAGCCAGGGGCAAUUUCUGAGCACAUAGCCCAGAGUAACCCCUGAGCGUCACCUGAUGUGACCCAAAAGCAAAAAGAAAACAAAAAAUAUUAACUGUGAAUAAUAGCAAGGAUUAUACUUGUACUUGUUUAAAAAUAUUUUUUCCUGGGUGGACUUUUGAUACAAAUUUUUUGGAUGCUAAAAUAAUUUCUUUCUAAUAUAGUAAUGCAUUAAACAUUUAAAAGUUCUGUAUUAUAUUUGAUAGAGUUAAAAACUUUAAAAUUAAUGUUCUUGACAGUUUUGAAAUGGUUUUAUCUAUAGUUGAAAUGAUAGAAAUCUUGUUUUAUACUUCUAUUAAAAACACAUUAAUAAAAUAA
This is a messenger RNA of Suncus etruscus (white-toothed pygmy shrew), 1759 nucleotides long. It is a transcript of the gene TMEM38B, whose product is annotated as transmembrane protein 38B. NCBI's taxonomy places the organism in Eukaryota, Metazoa, Chordata, Mammalia, Eulipotyphla, Soricidae. The coding region runs from base 60 to 950 and encodes 296 amino acids. Gene Ontology annotation, cellular component: membrane. The transcript has 6 exons. The record is from RefSeq and is a predicted model, not a curated record. Gene Ontology annotation, molecular function: identical protein binding; potassium channel activity. Gene Ontology annotation, biological process: potassium ion transmembrane transport.